Messenger RNA from Camellia sinensis, 1124 nucleotides. Lineage: Eukaryota; Viridiplantae; Streptophyta; Magnoliopsida; Ericales; Theaceae. The record is from RefSeq and is a predicted model, not a curated record.
UUAUAUAUGAAUUUUGAAUACAGAAAAGCAUUUUUGCAAGAGGCAAGCUAGCCAUGGCUUCCUCGCAAGGAAUGCAAUUGCAACUACAACCCAUCAUCUUGAUGCUAGUACUAGUACAAGUAGUAGUGGUGGUGAUAUUGUCAUUAUCAGCAGCAACAAUUGCAGCACCACCAACAGAAGCAGAUUUGAAGAAUCUUGACUGCAUGAAUCGUUGCGGGAAUUUAAGCAUCCCAUACCCAUUCGGCGUGAAAGAGAAUUGUUAUCGCAGCGAAGAUUUCUUCAUUAAUUGUAGUGAUUCCCAGCCAUAUUUACGGCAUAGCGAUAUCAAUAUUUCAAAUAUAUCGCUUGAGGAGGGUGAGUUACGCAUCAUGAAUAACAUAUCUCGUAAUUGUUAUGACGGGUUAGGUACACCGUUACAGAGCAACUUUUAUGGAUGGCUCGUCGCCACCAAUUUCUCCAUAUCUAGUACCAAGAACAAGUUCACUUCUAUUGGUUGUGACACAUAUGGGGUUCUCCAUAUUUUAGAAAACGAGAGUUUCGUUUUUACAACUGGGUGUGUGUCAAGUUGUAUGAGCAUCUCCUACGUUUCUGAUGAUGGAUCUUGCUCUGGAAUUGGUUGCUGCCAGACCUCCAUCCCAAAACAACUCAGCCAUAUCGAAAUUGAUGCGCAUAGCUUCAACAAUCAUACGGAUGUAUUGGACUUCAAUCCGUGCAGCUAUGCCUUUGUUGUUGAAGAAGCUGCGUUUAAUUUCUCCACAACUUACCUUCAAGAUUUUAAAGAAACCAAGGUGCCGUUGGUGCUUGAUUGGGGAAUAGGGGAUAAUAAGACAUGCCAUGAAGCUAAGAGAGAUUUGACAAGUUAUGCAUGUGGAGAUAAUAGUGAUUGUUAUGGGGCAGAAAUUGGUAAUGGGUAUAUCUGCAAGUGUUCCAAGGGUUACGAAGGGAACGCGUACCUCUCAGAUGGUUGCAAAGAUAUAGAUGAGUGUGCAGAUCUAAAUCUCAACCAGUGUGUAGCGGAAAGCAAAUGCCUAAACACACGAGGGAAUUAUACGUGCUCUUGCCCCAAGAGAUAUCACGGUGAUGGCAAAACAGAUGGAACACGUUGCAAUGCUAGUCGAGAAUAA